AUGGCUCGCGUGCUCGACGCCAGCCUCGUGCACGUGCCGUACGAAGAGCUGGCGCAGGCUAGCCGCGAGAGCCGCGCCGCUGUGGCGUCAGACCUCGACACGCUGAUGAGGAGCAUCAGCGCGCUCUCCGCUCCGGCGGACGGCGAGGCCAGCAGCGGCGAAGCCGACUCUGGCGCCGGAUCCAGCGGCCGGGGCGUGAGCGCGAACGAGGCGCGCCAGGUGGUCAGUGGCCUCGUCGAGCAGAUCAACCGCCUCAAGCGCAAGGUGGACGAGGGGCGGCGUGCCGAGGCGGAGGGGAUUGCACGGUGCCGCUCGCGGAUCGCGUGCCUCCUCUCCCACAGCUCCGCCCCCGAAGACGGAGCCGCGGGCGGAGGCGGCGCCAGGCUCGCGGACGCCCGGUGCGACCGCUUUGUCGCCGACUACCUGCUCCGGACCGGGCGGCACCACUCGGCCAGCGAAACUUCUGGCCGCGGCGUGGGGGCGGCCGCCCUGUGCGCCUCCGCCAACGGCGGCGUCGCCGCGCUGCUCGACGAGAGGAACGCGCCGCCCCUCACCGAGUGCCGCCGGGUGACGGACGCGCUUCUCCGCCAAGACGCCGGCCCAGCCCUGCAGUGGUGCGAGAGGGAGAGGCACCGGCUCGCCAAGCUGCGCUCGCCGCUCGAGCCGCAGCUGCGGCUGCAGCACUUCCUCGCCCUCGUCGCCGCGGGCGAGCAGCGGCGAGGUGCCGCCGUCGAGGCUGUGGAGUACGCGAGGCGCCACCUGCAGCCGGCCGGCUUGCCGGAGGCCGUCGCGGAGGAGGCGAGGCGAGGCAUGGCGCUGCUAGCCCUUGGCACGCGCACUUCCCUCCCGCACGCCUCGCUGCUCGACCCGGGCCGGCUCGCCACCAGGCUCCCUUCCUGCCAGCGCUCGCGCUCCGCCGUCACCUGCCGCCUCUCCGGCACUCUGCUCGACGAGGACAACCCGCCGCUCGUCCUGCCGUCGGGUCACGCGGCGGUCUUGCGGCUCGAGGCGGCGCAUGGCGGCGGCGCGUUCCGCGACCCGCGCACGGACGACGUCGUGACGAUGGGCUCCCUCCGCCGCGCCUACUUUUUGUGA
This is a messenger RNA of Emiliania huxleyi CCMP1516, 1095 nucleotides long. RefSeq lists its product as hypothetical. Gene Ontology annotation, molecular function: ubiquitin-protein transferase activity. Gene Ontology annotation, cellular component: GID complex; cytoplasm; nucleus. The transcript has 10 exons. Bases 1 to 1095 code for a protein of 364 amino acids. Lineage: Eukaryota; Haptophyta; Isochrysidales; Noelaerhabdaceae. The record is from RefSeq and is a predicted model, not a curated record. Gene Ontology annotation, biological process: proteasome-mediated ubiquitin-dependent protein catabolic process.